AUGGGCGACGAGUGGACGACGGACUGGGCGGCGUGGGAGAGCUGCGCUGAGUCAGCACCGAAAGUAGAAGUGGGUGGGGGAAAGGUUAUGGGGAAUCCCCAGGGAAAUCCCCCUGGCGAAGACUGGACUGGUUCGAGCGCGGUUCGGGGGGCGACCGGUGCGGCGCCGACGGAAGGCCCGAAAAGGCAAGGGAGUGUUGGUGGCGGGACGGCUCCUGUGUCAUGCCCCGCCUUCCGCCUUUUACGACCCCGCCCCAACAACGACAUGGCCCUAACUUACCACCUCCCCGCCAUACAACACCACCCCAAUCUCUACCCCAUCGUCCCCAACAAUGUCCAGCCAAAUAACCUCCAUUUUUCCCAGUCCUGGGCCACCUGGCGUAACCCAAGACUCGACAUCCAGACCCCCCCUCGCUCAGAUUCCACCGCAGUGCGUCCAAUAAAGACCCAUCAGCACACAGUGCUCCCACCCAUCUCGAAUUUCGACAGGCCAGCACCGGAGUACACGCUCCCGCCCCUAACAGACUCUGUGGCGCGCACGAGCCCUCCGCUGCCCGCUCCCUCACAGUACGACGCGUACCAGGAGCCAAUCACCCCUCAGUCUCCCUCGCCUUCUCCCUCGCCAAAGCCAGAGGACUUCUCCGAAUGGUUCAACGAAAAAUCACACAUGUCUGCGCAAUUUCUCGCCGAAAAGACCUGUGAAAUGAUCUGCUAUCUCUGGUUCUCCAAGUUUACUCCCCCGACCUCCUCUUCGUCGCAUAAUACCUCGCCUUCGUCCCCCUUUAUCCCACAUCCUAAUUCCAAGACGGCUCUCCUUCAGUUCUCCGUCUCCUCCGUCUUCGUUCACUUCAUGCAGAAACUGCUCGAGACGACCCAGGUCAGCCAGUCGGUCAUCGUAUUGGCCCUGCACUAUAUCUACCGGCUCAAGGAGCGCAAUAACACGUCCGUUCCGCACGCCGGUAGCGAGUUCCGUGUUGCGGUGGCGGGUCUCAUGAUGGCCAACAAGUUCGUUGACGAUAACACCUACACGAACAAGACGUGGUCCGAGGUCUCUGGUAUCGAGCUCACGGAGAUCAACAAGAUGGAGCGGGAGUUUUUGGCGGGGAUCGACUUCGGGUUGUAUGUGGAUAAGCAGAGGUGCGAUUCGUGGUUGAACUUGUUGAAGGGUUUGGUGAUGGCGAAGGAGAGGGAUAGUCGUUACUGGAGGCGGUCACGGCAAGGACUCGGCAGGGCGUAUGGUUCGAAGCACGACCUCACUCUCCCCACCUCUACCCGGUCCAAGGCAGUAUCCUCCCGCGCUCGUUCGUCUUCUCCGUCGCGUCGACCGCGAUGGCCUCAGCAACCUGCCGUCGACUAUGACUACUCCGCCUGCCCUUCCAUGGACUCCGACUCGCCCACACGCCACGGCAAACGCACGGCCGUAGACGCGUUCUCGCCUACCUCCACUACGUUCGACGAUGUCAGGCCUCACAAGAAGUCAAUGGGUCUUUCGCUCCAGAUUCCGGAGACUAUCGUCGGUGGCGCCGUGCACACACCAUCUCCGCUCGAGUCGCUCCAAUUCUCCAAGCUCUCCCUAGCAUCUUCGCCUGCAGGACACGAGAAUGGGAUGCCAUCUGAUCACCAUAGGCAUGUGUCGCCACAUACACUAGUGGCUGCUUAUCGGAUGGACCCAACAAAACCGAAUCCAACUCCCCAGAACCUCUACUUCUAUUCACUUGCAUGUUCUCCUUUGGCCGAGUCUCGGAAGGCUCGCCUGCGGUACCACCAGCCUAGUGCCCCCACGGCCCCGACGAACUACGCGUUUCCCCCUGUGCAGCCAGCAUACGUUCACUCCGCAACCACAAGCCCGCAUGAUGUCCGUAUGACGCUGCCUCCCGUUCGCCCCCAGCAGUCGGCUUGGUCACCCAGCGUCUACCACUCGUACGACUCUGCGCGUCUGCCGCCGCAAUCAUAUCCGUCCGCGACCGUCGCUGAACAGCCCCAAGGACAUCCUGUGGACCACAAUGUCCCGUCUGCUCCGUUCGCAAACGCCGGUCCGCCAGGCUUUCAUUUUUACCCGGCACCGGGACAGCAACAGCCUUCGCCUAACGACUUGUGGCACCACGGACGUCGUCUAUGAUUGAAUCUUUCCUCUUCUGUAUCAUACGUACCGGGUUUCCUUGCAUUUUUCUGUUACUAGUGCGAAUCCUUCUCCUUUCGGGCGACCGCCUUACGCUAGCUAUGAUUGCAUGUUCCUCCAAUUUGGUCCUCGCUAAUCCCUUCUCAUCUGCAUCUCUCGGCUUUCCCUCGUGCAUCAUCAAUCACUUCUCCCUCCUCUCUUCCCAUCACGUUUCUUUUUCUGCAUUUGGACUCUGAAUCAUAAUCAAUCUCGCCCUUCCACCAGUUUUUUUUUUGCAUGUUCAAUCCAAUCACUUAUAGAGAAUCUAAAUCGUUCUCGCUGUAUCAGUCUUUUUAUUUUGGUCGAUCGGUUUCAGGCUCCUCUACACGCACGCAUACAUUCAUCGACCACCCCAUCCGAAUCCUCCGUCACACGUUCCCAUCCCAUCACAGCACACACAUGAAUAUCCCCGCUUUCCGCCCACCCGUUCUCUCUCUCUCUCGCC
This is a messenger RNA of Stereum hirsutum FP-91666 SS1, 2602 nucleotides long. RefSeq lists its product as uncharacterized. Gene Ontology annotation, biological process: regulation of cyclin-dependent protein serine/threonine kinase activity. Gene Ontology annotation, molecular function: protein kinase binding; cyclin-dependent protein serine/threonine kinase regulator activity. The transcript has 5 exons. NCBI's taxonomy places the organism in Eukaryota, Fungi, Basidiomycota, Agaricomycetes, Russulales, Stereaceae. Gene Ontology annotation, cellular component: nucleus; cyclin-dependent protein kinase holoenzyme complex. The record is from RefSeq and is a predicted model, not a curated record. The coding region runs from base 1 to 2118 and encodes 705 amino acids.